Messenger RNA from Trypanosoma theileri, 13203 nucleotides. Its product is annotated as phosphatidylinositol kinase related protein. The transcript has a single exon. Gene Ontology annotation, molecular function: protein binding; protein serine/threonine kinase activity. Gene Ontology annotation, biological process: DNA repair. The record is from RefSeq and is a predicted model, not a curated record. Lineage: Eukaryota; Euglenozoa; Kinetoplastea; Trypanosomatida; Trypanosomatidae. Bases 1 to 13203 code for a protein of 4400 amino acids.
AUGACAUCAUCAUCAUUUGGAGUAAUGGAUCUCGCCAAUGUUUCCUCUACAAAUAGAACUCCCACAAACACCGCCAUGUUAAAAGCCCGCCUUACCGCUAUUGUAAAUGAUAUUCAAAGCACCAACACUCGAGAAGCCCAAAAGUCCCUUUUGGAUCUUCGCACGGUUCUCGACACUGUGGCUGAGCAAAGUGGAACGCAUGUACAGAAUGUAUUUGGACAACACGUAACGAAUAAUAUUCUUAUUGUUGUCUUGGAAAGUGUUGUGCGGCCGGCAUUAACACAAUACUGUGCAGCGAUGGCGAAAAGACGACAAUUCACAUCCACACGUGCAGCUGGACGUUCUCAUAAUAAUAUUAAUAUUAAUAAUAAUAAUAAUAAUAAUACUAAUAAUAACCAUACAAGUAUAAAUGGAAGAAAACGUGGGGAUUUUUUUCCAACCUCAUCAUCAGCAUUAGCCACUGCAGAGGAAGAAUUGGAUGUAAUUACAGAAAAUCGGGCCAAACGUUUACGUGGAGAAGUGAUACGUCCAUGGCGUUCUUUAAUAGAAACCCUUCAUCAGAAUUUACCAUCAUUUCUUAGACUCUCAUCAUCUAUUAAAUCCAACUCACUCAUGACAUCUAACAAUAUUAAUAAUAAUAAUAGUAAUAAUGGUAAUAAUAGUAAUAACAGUAUAUUAAAUUCCUCUACUACUACAUCUAUAGGAGGAGGAGUGGGAGGAAGAACUGGUAGGAGUUGUUCCGCUGCAGAAACAGAAGAAAUGACAUCUCUCUCCUUUUCCACUGCAAAUCCAAUAGCAACAGCCACAAGUGCAUUAUCUAUUGGUGUGAGUCGAUUACAUGUACCGCAGGUGUUGUGGGAAGUGACACCCAAUCACACCGCACUUCCAUUAUUAUGGAAAAAUGCCGUGCCGUUGUUUUGUUUGAUGCGACAUGCAUUGGAAGUAUUACAAUCAGAAGUGUUAGUCACUGUAUGUGGACAGGAGUAUGCACAGAUGUUACUUCAAUUAUUUCAAUUUGAGGGGUAUUUAUCAAACCUACAGCCAAAUUUUAUUGUGGAACUUACAGUACGAUUAUUACGACUUGUGGAGAGAACUAUGUUUGAACCAAACAGCACAGAAACUACUAAUACUAAUACUACUAUAUCAUUAGGAGGUGGAGAUGGUCAAGAUAUUAAUAGUAUGGGGAUGAGUCGAAACGCCAAUAAUAAUAAUAAUAAUAAUAAUAAUAAUAAUAAUAAUAAUAAUAAUAAUAUGAACAGUGGUAUGGGUAUGGGUGGGUUAUCAGAAGAUGAUGAUAGUCCACGCCUUUCCGUGGAAGAAGGAACGACGUACGCGGCAUUAUUAGUCCAACUCUUUCGUGCACCGCAAUUAAUGAAUGUGUUUAUGCCUUGUGAAGAUACAGCUGGAGUUGUGGAGAUAUCUACAGAAGUAACCAUACCUCUUCUUAUACAAUGGCUUGUGCGUUUAACUACUCAACGUCAUCUUCGACCUACAAGUGCAUUACGAUUAGAGGCUCAUCUUUUAAUGGCCCUUAAUGUUCUUAUUUCUGUUGCCCGUGAUGAUUAUCCAUUAGCCGCUGCAGUUCCACAGGAAUUAGUGAAAUGGCUUUGUCAUUUUUUCUAUGCAACUACACGGCGAGAUGGUUGGCGUAUGGAGGCCCUUUCCUUUAUGACUACACAGAUAUGUGUUUGCUUCUCAUCUGUACUGGGAGAAUGUGUGCGGGUGGAUAUUGAUCGAAAUCGUCCGCAUGUUUAUUCUCUCUCACAGGAUGGGGAUGCUGCAAAUAAUAAUAAUAAUAAUAAUAAUAACACCAAGGAAAAGAAGAAGGAUCAUAGAGAUGAAAAAAAUGGUAAAUUUGCAUCUCACAAUACACCACCCAUUGCCCCUCGUUCUCUCACACUAUUACAUGAAAUUGUAUUACCAUUUACACUACAACUCUUUACGGUUGCACGUAGUGAAUUUAGUCUAGUCUCACGCCGUGAGUUAUUUCACUUCCCAUGUUCUCCAUUAGCGGCAUUAUUUGAUUUUGGAGCAGUCGUAGUGUAUCUUGCUUGUUGUACCUAUAAUGCCUAUAUGGAACUCCCCUCAACUGCCAAUGCUAAUACGAAUACGAAUACUAAUACUACUAAUAGUAAUAAUAAUAAUGAUAGUGUUGUUGUUCCUAUGAACUCUACUAGGGCAGUAGCGAUGGAGAUGGGAGCGCAGGCAUUACCGUUGAAUGAAGAAUCAGAAAUGAUUGGAAAAGGCAGAAAAAGAACUCGAGAUGAUAAUAAUAGUGUUGAUAGUCAUCCUAAUGAUCAUGGGGAGAAUAAUGAAUCUGUGGAAACUAAAGAAAUAAAAGGACGUAUGAUGCCUAUUCAACCAGGAGAUAGACUCAUACAGUUAUUUCGUUCUCUUUUCUUCUUUGAGAACAAACAAGAAACAACAAGCAGAGUAAAUACCGAAGCUCGACAAAGUGAUGAUUAUCUUAAUGAGAUGGAAGAUGAUCCUUACGAUACCCAUAAAGGUAUAGAUAAUGAUUAUUCUAUUCCUACUACUACUACUACAACAACAACUACUACUACUACUGGUGGACCACUUAGUGCGGCGGCAGUACAAGAUCUCGUCAAGGAUGGUUCGCUCUUUCUUUUACAUCUCUUAGCACAACCCGCCACGACUCUUGGCUUCAGUGAACGUCAAUGUACAUUAUUCGUACAAAAUGCACUUUUACCACUUUUUCCUUAUUAUGGUGUGAGACUGGAAACAUUACUUCUCGCCGUUCUUCAUGCUGUGGCCCCACGUACUUCUGUUGGAUGUCAACAACAAAUCUUUCGUUGGCUUGUACGUCGAUAUAUUCCCACCGCCACCACCCAACGGGAUGAUGAGAGUCAACCAAAAGAACAGGUGUAUCGUUUGUUGGGAUUACUGAUGGAGUCUGCGAUGGUGGGAUAUCAACCACUACUUGUGCGAAGUGAGGAACGUGGAAGACUUCAAUCCGCUGCACAUUUUAAUGCUAUUACCGCACGGAUUCGAGCUAUUCUUCACAGUACACUUCCAACAGAGGGAGGAGGGAAAACAGUAUUAACAACAACUUCAAUAUCUCCACCAGAGUCUAAUAAUAAUAAUAAUAAUAAUAAUAAUAAUAGACAUAAUCAUUCUUCACCUCCACCUGCUAUGAUGGCUUCACUCAUUGCUGCUGCUUGUGGUAGUGUACAGAAUACGCGAACUGUUAUUCCUGCUGGACUCUUUUAUGCCAUGUUACAUUUCUUAUCAUCUUAUCAUCACUAUGGUGCCAUAUCUCCAGAAAUUGUUUCCAGACAUCAUGCUAUGGAAAAACAACAACAACAUAGACUUCAUAAUUCUUACAGAAUAAAACAUGGAAGUUCUUUAGUAGAUCUUCCUUCAGUAGCUGUACGUCUUUCAACAGGUAUUUCUUUUAUAGUGACUGGUAUUUCCCAUGCUGUUUGUUUCUAUCCACAUGAUAGUGGUGUGGUAUGGCGUCAUGAUACCGAUACUCCUGCUGCUUCAUCGGCUGCAGCAAAUUUCUUUUUACAGACAUUACGUUUAGCAGAGGAUCAUUUAUUGGCUACAUGUCUCACAGCAAUAGAAGGAGAAAUGGGUUUACAAAACUCUCUUCAUUCUACUUUAAGAGAUGCGUCCUUUAAUGGAACACAUAAAACUAUAUCUUCCUCAUCUUCAUUUCCCUCUACAGUAGCCACUAUGGGUAGUGGGAAUAGUGUUAGUGGAAGUGCAGGUAAAACAGCGGCAUCUCUGCAGAGAAUGAAACAAAUAUUGGCACAAUCACGUCGACUGAUUGAAUCAUCAUUUAUUACACCACAAACACAUGUACCUGCAGCGGCUUGUGAAGCUGCGGAAGGGCAUUGGCUCUUAUUGAAUGAGUUUCUUUCUUCAACAUCAGCAAGAGUAGAAGAAAGUUCAUCUAAUUUCCAUAAUAAUAAUAGUGGUAGUUCUUUUACUCAUGCGGAGAAUGGUGAUCAUGUGGAGGAAGAGGAAUCUGAAUUACAUGGAGGACGACUACGUUAUGGAGAUGUGCCUUCUUCAGUAACGGAAGUAUUAGCAGCGGAGAUUUCAAAAUCAAUUGUGGAAUUAGCAGAACGUGCACGAACAGCCGGGGCAGCCUCCGUUAUGACUCCUGCAAAUCCCAAUCAACAACAACAAGAACAACAGCAACAACAACGCAUUGUGGAUGAAGAUUCUGUGGCGCUUGCCCAACGCACAAUUUGUAUUCAUGCUGUUCAAUUGCUGCAUCUUCUUCUUCGCCUCUAUCGUCUUGGUGUAUGGCACUUACCACGGAGUUCACGUCUGCGGCCCGGUGAUAAUGAAAUCAACAUUAUAAACCCCAAAGAAGAAAAAGAAAAGGAAGAAGAAGAAGAAGAAAAGACGAGGUAUAGUGGAGGAGAUGAGGGGAAUGAUCUUCAUAUACUUUCGAGUCUACCAGCCUCUCUUCUCUUUGACGCCCCGGCGACGGUUCUCCGGCGUCUCUCACCGCGUGGUUCACUCUUCUACGCCGUUAUGUGGACCUGUCGGCAUAUCACUACACGACUGCUGCGGGGAUCUCUCGUGCGGGAUCGUGCGGUACUGCGGGCUCUUCUUGUGUUGUUUGCGGAUGUUGGCACGGUCUUGUUGGCGGCGGACUUUGCAUUGUUUGAACCGCGGCAGACUCCACUCGCACUUGCGGGUGCGAUUGCCCGCCGUGCACUAAAUGCCGGUUUGGCUCCACUCAACAAUACUGCUGCUGCUGCUGCGGCUGGUUCUACUGCUUCUUCUACAAACAAUAAUAAUAAUAAUAAUAAUAAUAAUAAUAAUAAUAUGAAUACACAUACGAUCUCUUCUGUGGGUUGUGAGGGCAGUACGGCGGCGGUGCAGGCGAUGGUGCGAUUGAGUUGUGCGUUAUUAGGCGCUGUGCUCGCGGCUGUGCGGCACACACGUGUGAUGGCAGCAGCGGCAGAUCCUCUUGUGCAACCCGCACACGUUACCGCUGCGAUUGUUGCUAUUCUUGAACGGGAUGGACUCCUCCCAUCCAGUAAUGAUAAUAGUAAUAUCCAUAGUAGUAAUAAUAAUAAUAAUAGUAACAUCCAUAGUGGGACGACGACGACGACGGGGGUUGUACGGGAUGUGUUGAAACCAUAUCCGUUUCUACCGCCUUCACUUGUGGUGGUGGAUGCACUGUUGAAGUUAUUGCAAGUUUUACAUGAAACAUGUGAAGAUGCACAGGCACGAGUAGCGGCACAGAAAUUACGUGAAACGCUCUUUGCACGAUAUCGUUAUGGUUUGGCUUUGGGUAUAUUUUGUACCUUUAGUAGUUACGCACCUUGUCGACCUUCCAGCGCUCUAUCUUCUCUCAAUGAUGAUGGUAAUGAUGAUGAUAUGGAUAAUGGUUUGCCUCAACAACAACAACAACAGUUAAGGGUGAAUGAAGGGAGAAAAACAACACGACGUACGGGUUCAAAUGCAUUCUUAUUACUGGAAGAGGGACGAUUACUAGAGACUUUUGUAGAUCAAUUAACCGACACUUGUCGAAGUGAUAUGCCAAUGUUAACUCCACAACUUCAAUGUGCGGUAUUAUCUAGUAUUAACACCAUGCUCUUCCGCUGUGAGGCCCGUGUAGCAGAGAAACUUGGUAAAUAUCUCUUCUCAUUCCUUUCUACAAAGACAUCCUAUAUGGUUAGACGCCACACAGCAUUACAAGUACGAUGGUUAUUUAGUCGAUUUACACAAAAUGCCCUUCUCGUUCUUCAUGAAUUAUUAUACCGCGCAAAGGAGGGAAUUGUCUCGUUAAGUCCAAUGCUCUGCGCUACUAGUUUACGUGCUCUUGGUGAAGCUGCACGGGCGGCGCCGGUGAUGGAGGCGGAUAUUAUCUGUACUCUUCUGGAGUGUUGGGCAAGACACGGAUUUGCACAUAGAGGACUUAUUAUUGAAUGUCUUGAACUUAUUGGAAACUACACACGCGUUGGUGGAAGAAAUAACUUGAUUACUACCUCCACUACUAUGAUGGUAAGAAGUACACCUACAAGUGGAAAUGGAUAUGGAAUGAAUGCUCAACAGUUAUGUCAAUAUCAUCGUGAACGAUUACUGUUUGAUUGGUUAUGGCGAUUGGGUCAUCCCAUAGAGGCACUUCCCCUUCACUGCUUUGGAUAUACAAAACCACAUCACAUGUAUGAAUCCCUCAUCUCUACACUCUUACCACUCGCUCUCUUGUGUAGUGCCAGACGUGGGGAUAGUGAAGAGGCUGUUGCGUUUAUGAGUCCAAAUGAACUCUUAUGGCGAUUAGCGGUUUGGUAUAAACAAACAACCGAUAAGGUAGAAAAUCCUGUACGCAGUACUUCACUAUUAACAGAAUGUGUAGUAGCGUACUUUCCAGAUAUUAUGUCCCGUUUAUUUCUUUUUGCAGCGGCCUCCCGGCGAUGUAAAGAAAGAAACCGAAAACAACAACAACAACAAUAUGAGGAACGAUAUGAAGAUGUAUCGGAAGCUGCACAUUUGGCAUUGGAGUGGUUGCGAAGUACACUUUCGCCUCAUUAUAUAUCUCUUGUUCAUCAUCAUGCGGAUGCUAUUUUGUGUCGAUUUGUAGAACUUGUUGGAGUUUUAACACCAAUCGUUGGAAUUCAACAAAUGUACAAUUCAGUUAUAAUGCUCUGUGAAACCAUUGCGUUAACAAAGACGGUUGGAGGAACAAAUACGUUAUUAUCAUCAUCAUCCUCAACAUCAAUAGUAUCUUCUUCAACAACAACGGCUGCAGUAACAACCACAUUGAAACCCAUUACACUGUCAGAUCCAUUAUUUAGUGGAUCAAUAAAAACAAAAGUAGUAGAUGCAUUUUUUGCUAGUGAUGCUGGUGAUCAUGCAUAUGUGUUAUUACAACAUUUGUAUGUUUGUCUUACAUAUGGUUCUCAUCGUGGAGAAAGACGUAUGAUGAUAGUUUUACUUCUUGAAGAAAUUAUUAAACGAUGGUGGAGUCGUGAAUUAUUAACUGAUCAAGAAGUUCCACAUAUUCUCCAUACAGUAUUACGUAUAUGUGGAAAUAUUCUUAUGACCUCUGUGGAUGCCCGACCAACGGUUUGUAAUGUCUUAUUAUAUGUUUGGUCCAUCGCCACUUCAAAUAAUAAUAAUAAUAAUAAUAAUAAUAAUAAUAAUAAUAAAAGAAGAGUGACGGCUGCGGAUGAGGCUUUUUUGUGUACAGUGUUGCUUUCAUUAUCAGAGGAAUCUCGUGUUGUCGCUACCACGUGGACGGCUAUUUGCCGCAUAGACACAACAUUGCAGGAACGAGAUUGGCAAAUGCAUCACACACAAUAUAAUAACGAACCAACACCCGUUAAAGGAGAAAAGGGGAAUUCCAAACAACAACAACAACAAGUAGUAGUAGAAGUAGAAGAAGAAGAAGUAGAAAUAGUUGAAGAGAAAGAAGAAAAUGAAAGAAUAAAAAAACAGGGUUUAUCCACUUCUUUGGAUGAUGCUAAACGACGUAUUGAAAGUAUUCUUCCAUUACUACGAACGAGUGUUCUUGUUUCUGGUGCACCGGCAUCUUCUUUCUAUGCAGAAGUGGCUGCCGCUGUGGACCACUCCCGUUGGGCAUUUGUUAAAUUCAUACGCAUGUAUACACAUAAGGAAAAGGAAAGUACAAAAUCCUCUAGAGGGAUAUUAACUUUUCAGAUGAUUUAUGAGACUUGUUGUCAUGUAAUUCAACAUCUUUUUUCUCUCGUGUGUGCAGAUGAUAUUUUUGUAAAUACGAAUGCUAAUAGUACAGAUCCAUUUGCAGAAAUAAAUAAUAUAGGUGGUCCAGGGCAAAUCUCUACUACUACUACUACUACUACUAUGGUAUUACAAGCUACUAAUAGAGAUGUUCAAUUAAACGCUUUUCGUUUAUUACGGGCUUUAUGUUGGUGUUUUAUAGAAGCCGGUGCGGAGAGUGAUGUAGAUGCUUUACUUUCCCCAACUGGUAAAAUACAAGAAACACUACAAGAAUUACCAUUAGAUGAGGUUUUACAUCAAUUAUAUAGACAACAUGUGGAACAACUUUAUCGACUCUCUUUUGAUACCGAUGCUUGUAUUGCAUAUAUCGCCUCAAUAACUCUUCGUGGUUGGCUUUGUGGUAAUACCACUAUGGAUAAUAAUAAUAAUAAUAAUAAUAAUAAUGAUAAAGAUAAAAAUAAUAAAAGAUGUGAUAUUGCAGAGAAACAAAUAGUGGAUCUUGCUCUUGAUACAUCAUCUGUAAAACGUACCAAAGAGUCUGUAGCGACAACAUCGCGUAGACGAAAUGGUGGGGAUGAAGGUCAACUUAUUCAGCGAAGCCUACAACUCAUUCGAGAAGAUGAGAAAAGAAAAGAACAAGAGUCUAAUUUUAAUAGUGGUUCCACCGCAUUUAUUCACCUUGAUGAGAUUCAAGUCUUUCAUCGACAUCUUCAUGGGAUUCCAUUAUCUCUUUUUUAUUUCUCUUCAGAUGAGGAGGUGUUGUCUGUGGCAUCUCUCCGUGAUGAGAGAGUGUGGGAUGCUUUACGUGUAGAUGAAGAUCCCACACGAUUUCUUCGACUUUUUCUUAUUGGACUUAUUCGACAGUAUAAUCUCCAACAUCGAUUUAGUACAGUUUCUACUGUUCUUCACAGUAUAUUAUUACCAUUACCUUCCAGAUGUUGGAUGGGUGGUAGUCUUGUAAAGUUUAUGGAAGAUUUUUUACCUAUUCUAUUUCUACAUGUGAUGCUUCUUAAAGAAAGUGAAACCCAACGAGGACAUCGUGUGGUGUGGUCUAAUUUACUGGAAACUUGUCUCUUUCAACAGGCACGUCAAUAUCAACAUACCACACGUUUAUUUCUACGAGCUUUAAAUAUGUGUCGAUCAGUGUUAAUGACAGUUGUUCGUAGUCGUGGGAUUCGGCCGGAUAGUAAUGAUAAUAGUAUUAGUGGAUCUCACCCAUUAGCGCGUAUGCUGGCAAGUGAGAUGGAAACAGCCGCCCAAACACUUACGUUUCCACUGUUUACACCUAGUGCCUAUGGUGAAUUACCAGAGAUAUCCGAUAUGCGGGAGUCGUAUUGGUUAUCCGAUGUAAAUCCACUAACUCUUGCUGCGGCUGCCGUUACCUGUCAUGAACCAUAUCUCGCUAUAUUAUUUACAGAACUUAGUGGAGAGUCAUUAUUUGGAAAACGUAAAGGUAUUCCUUCUGUUGCUUCUCUAUCUGCUGGACAACAACAACAACAACAAUCACACCAGCAGCAACAUCAAAAUCAACAGCAAUACUCUAUUUUGUUUCCCUCGGCUCAGCGUGCACAAUAUCGUGAUACCCGUGGACGACAAUUACGUGAAGAUGAGGCACGUACAGAAAUAGCCCAACGUUUCUUUACAUUUCGUUCAACCGUGCAGAGUAUUCUUGUAGAUGCAGAGGCGGCACUGCAAUUUCGUGAGGAUAGUCAUUGUGAUGUAUACAACAAGAAUCGAACUAGUAAUAGUAAUGAUGAUGAUGAUGAUAAUGUAAAUACAGAUAAUGUGGAAACCACUACAUUCAGGCAAUCACACAAUUUACCGGUGUUGCCUUGUGAAAAGGGCACUGCGGAGUACUGCAGCACAACUCCGUGGGAAGAGGCAUUCUUUCUGCGGCACCCAAUGCAACGUAUUGAACAUGAGAAGAACUGUAAUAGAUGGCAGUCUGUUCUACUCCUGCUAGACCGUUUGGAGUGUGCUAAUAUGAUAAACAAUAAUAAUAAUAAUAUUAAUGGUAAUAAUGAGAGUAGUAAUUAUUGUUAUUCCAAGACACGUUUAUUAUUGGAAAAGACAAAUGCGUUAAUGAAUUUAGGUGCUACCGAUACGGCAGUAGAAAUGCUUCUUGCAGCGGUGAAGCAAAAUUUCAAUUCGUCUGUUGGUGUUCUUUCACUACAAGGUGAAAACAAUGAUCAUGCCGAGUUAAGAGCGGCAUUAGCCUCUGCACUCUGGCGUCUUGGUCGUUGGGAUGAUAACUGUUUAGAGACAAUAGCAAAGGAACAACAACAUCAACAGCAUGAAUUGUUAUUACCAUCCUUUGUUUCCAUGGAUGAAGGAAUAUUUUUUGCUCUUCGAAGUAUUCAUCGUCGGGAUUAUCAUGAGGCACAGCGAUGGUCUACACAAGCGCAACAGCAACUUGCCUGGCAGAUUGAUACAACCAAUUGGUUUCACACAAUGCUGCAAGCAGAGGCUGUACAUUGUAUUGAAGAAUGUGGAAGACAAUGUGGAAAACUUCUCUGUACUUCUACACAACCGCCACCAAAGUGGGUUAAGGCGAGAUUAUCGCAUGUACAUGCACCUUAUCGAGAGUUAGAAUUACUGGAUAGUGUACAACAGCAGUUGUGUAUUGCCUACCGUCAACCGCAGUGGUGGUUAUCACAUUUGGAGUGUUGUAGUGAGCGGGCUCUUCGUGGGAAUAAACCAUUUCUCGUACAGCAAUGGCUCUCAGCAUAUCAGGAGGUCUCUUAUCAGGUAAUUCAGGAUGUUAAUAAUAAUAAUAAUAAUAAUAAUAAUAAUAAUAAUAAUAAUAAUAAGAGGAAGAGGAUUGAGGAUAAUCAGAGUAAGAAUCAGAACAACGAGAAGGAUAUAAUAGUAAAGCAUGUAAAUGGUACUUCUCUGGAGAAUGCGAGAACAUUGUGUGGAUUGCCAGUUCCGGCGUUUCUUGCACUUGUGCAGGCACGUGCGGAGUUUGUAAGUGGACAAACACAUCGUGCCAUUGCUAUUUUACAGAACAUAACAACAUCAUCAACAUCAACAUCAAUGUUAGGGUCUUCAUCCAAAGAAACAGGAGUAUUGGAUUCUAGUUUCCCCAACACUAAUGGUUUUUGGUUUCCAUUACCAAAAGAUGCUCCUCUUAUGCCUCCAAUAGUUGAACAAUUAGUGAUAUGGGCUAAAGAAGCCCGUUUGGUUCCUCUUUCACAAUUAGUACGAGAUCCAUUCUUAACAGCAUGUGCUAGUAGUGAUCGCACAGGUGGAUGUAGUUUACAACUUGCACGUAUGUGUCAUAUGCUCGCACGUGAUAUCGCGACACGACUGCGUAGUGAAGAAUAUCGCACAUUACAGCAAAGUAUUGAAGAAUCCCGUCGUAUUCGUAUAGAACUGGAACAACAACAACAACGCUCCGGUGCUGAAUUAAGUGAAGAAGAGAGAAGAAUUCUUCAACGUCGUAUUCGUGUAAUUCGUGUAGAAACCGCACGUGAAGAACAGGAGUGGAUGCGGGAGGUGGAAACAUAUGCACUUUAUCGUCGGAGUGCAUUGAAUGCCUAUGCACGGUUUCUACAAUACAGUGGACCGUGUGGAUCUGAUGAUCUUCUUGCCGUCUUUGGCUUUGUCUCCUUAUGGCUUCAUCAUGAUGAGCGAUUGGAUGAUCGACACUUAACGGAAUCCACAUGUGCGGUUUCAGCCACCUCGCGGGUUCUUCGCAAAGCGAUGGAGAACACCCCACUGCAUAAAUUCCUUCCAUUAUAUUCACAACUGGUCGCCCAACUGGGAACAUCAUUAGAUGAUGCCAAUCUUGAGGAACUCGUCCUGCGUAUUGCAAUGGAACGACCAUUACAUGCGGUUUGGCCGCUGUUGGCACUUGCGAAUGGACAUCAGUUUGGACCAGCCGCAGCCGCAGCGGCAGCAGCGAACGGUGGUGGAUUGCAUGUAGUGGAUGAGAAGAAAGUUACACUUGCACGUCGUAUUCUUCGUACAAUGAAGAUAACAACUUCAGAUGUUACUACUACUACUACUACUACUAAUAACAAUAAAAAUAAUAAUAAUGAUGGGAGUAGAAGUAAAAAUGAUGAUGCGGAAUGGCGAAAACGGAUUGUAUGUGAUGCGGAAAAACUUUCAGCGGCGUAUAUACAACUUGCUUUUUACCGUGUACACGAUGGUCGCCGAUCUGAACAUCGUAUUCCUCUAGAUUUUAUGAUUAUGGAGAGUUCCAUGAAAAAUUUAUGUAUUCCACCUCCUACAUUAACACUUCCACACUCAUUUUCAACCUACAACUUUACUACUAGUACUAAUACUAAUACUAAUACUAAAACUAGUACAUCAUCAUUCUUACAGGAUCAAUUGAUGAUGUUACCUCGGGUUGCAUUUUAUGAGGAAAGAUUUACGACACAUGGAGGUAUAAACCUUCCUAAAGCCCUUCGAUGUGUACUUAGUGAUGGACGUAUUGUGCGUCAACUUCUUAAAUCUGAAGAUGAUUUACGUCAAGAUAGUCUUAUUGAACAAGUAUUUGAUUUAUCAAAUGAACUUUUAGCUAAAGAAAGGGCAACUCAACAUUUACAUGUUUCUACAUAUAGUGUAAUUCCUCUUGCACCUACGGUUGGAAUUAUUGAAUGGGUUGAUGGUACUAUUCCACUUGGUCAUUAUCUUAAUGGUGAAGGUAGUACUAGCAGUAAGAAUAAGUUACCCACAGGAGCUCAUGAGCGUUAUUUUCCUGGAGAACCAACAACACUUGAGUGUCGUCAGAGAUUACAUGAUGCUAGCAAGACACAGAAACAUGAUACAUUACUUGCUUUAUAUGCUGAAUUCACACCCGCAUUACAUUAUUUCUUUCUUGAACACUUCUUUACUCCACAAGAGUGGCUUGAGCGGCGUGAAGCAUAUACACGUAGUGUAGCUGCCUCUAGUAUACUUGGAUACAUUGUUGGACUUGGUGAUCGACACAGCAAUAAUCUCUUACUACACACCCAACGUGCAGAGCUUGUUCACAUUGAUCUUGGUAUGGCCUUUGAUCAAGGAAAACUUCUGCCAGUUCCGGAGCUUGUGCCCUUUCGGCUUACACGCAAUAUUGUGGAUGGACUCGGCCUGCGAGGAGCCGACGGGCCCUUCCGCCGCCACUGCGAGGGCACUCUGCAGGUCUUGCGAGGGCAGAAGGAACUUCUCAUGACUAUUCUGGAGGCCUGCGCACAUGACCCGCUGGCCCUCUGGGCAGUGACCGUAGUCCCGCAGCCGCAGCGGCGACCAGAAGAGGAGGAGAAUGGGCGGAAAAAUGAAAAGACAACGACGACGAUGAUGAUGAUGGGCGACGCCACACCGCGGCAGAGGGAUUUAGGGGCGGUGCGUCGACAAAAGCCAACAUUUGCGGAUGCGGAGCGAACACUCUCACGCGUGGCGGAGAAAAUUCAGGGAUAUGAGUCUGGGGAACUACUGGGCGUACCAACACAUGUACACAAACUGUUGCAAACAGCACAGAAUACAGAGUUGCUUGCCUACAUGUUUGAUGGAUGGUCGCCAUGGGUAUAA